Molecule: messenger RNA, 363 nt
Organism: Puma concolor (puma)
Lineage: Eukaryota; Metazoa; Chordata; Mammalia; Carnivora; Felidae
Gene: FTCDNL1
Product: formiminotransferase cyclodeaminase N-terminal like
Molecular function (GO): transferase activity; folic acid binding
Source: RefSeq, a predicted model, not a curated record
AUGUCUUCCUCCAGACUGGGGCUCUGUUUGGCUGCCUGUUUACUAAAUAUUUCAGAAGCCAGAAGGAAAUACAUUGUUGAGAACAUAGCAAAAGCAGCUCUUCUUGAAAAAAAUGGGCACAGGUAUCCUGAAGUAUCAGUGCUCAAUAUAUUUUCAUUUUCUGAUCAAGACUACAACAGAUCAAUCAAAAUAGCAGCUUCUGUUAAUUAGUUAGGCAAUUCUGUUUUGGCUGCCAGCGUGGAGGCUUUUAAGUCUGUGAAUAUGGAGGCUCAAGAGGGGAUCCCUUGCCUGGGAGCAGUGGACCUCAUUCCCAUUUACACUCUAUCUCGUGUACAAGUGGACAAGUGUGGAGCUGUGGCCUAA